Messenger RNA from Ipomoea nil (Japanese morning glory), 2325 nucleotides. Its product is annotated as GPI transamidase component PIG-T. Bases 103 to 2091 code for a protein of 662 amino acids. The record is from RefSeq and is a predicted model, not a curated record. The transcript has 5 exons. Gene Ontology annotation, cellular component: GPI-anchor transamidase complex. Gene Ontology annotation, biological process: attachment of GPI anchor to protein. Lineage: Eukaryota; Viridiplantae; Streptophyta; Magnoliopsida; Solanales; Convolvulaceae.
GUUCUUUUCGUCCACCGGUUGAAGCUUCAAUGGCGGAACAUCUUGCAUCCUCCAUACUUGCAACACUAAAAUCAUAGCUAAAUCUCACUUAAAUGCAAUCAGAUGGUUAGGUUAAAGCUAAUCUUUCUAUUGAUUACGCUCCUUUUGAGCUCCAAAUCAACGAUUGGAAAGGAGGAAGAGUUCUCAGAAGCACUGCUGUUGAGGCCUUUGCCUGAUCGCAAAGUGCUUGCUCAUUUUCACUUUGAAAGCAAAGUUCCCCCAACUCACACUCAUGGCCGUCAUCACCAUCUUUUCCCCAAAUCAAUUUAUCAACUGGUACACAAAUUUCGCAUACGAGAAAUGGAGUUGUCUUUCACCCAAGGUAGGUGGAACUAUGAACAAUGGGGUGGGUACGAUCCAAUUGCGAGCAACAAUGCAAAGCCUCCUGGAGUUGAACUCUGGGCUGUUUUUGAUGUCCCUCAAGAUCAGGUUGAUGCUUCCUGGAAAAACUUAACGCAUGCUCUUUCUGGCCUCUUUUGUGCUUCUGUUAACUUCUUGGAGUCUUCAACUGCUUAUGCUGCUCCUCAAUGGAGCUUCCGGUCUGUUGUUGGAAACUUGAGAUAUGGUACGUUACCCCGUGAGGCUGUUUGCACUGAGAACCUCACUCCCUGGUUAAAGUUGCUUCCUUGUCGAGAUAAAGCUGGAAUUGCUGCGUUAAUGGACAGACCAUCUAUCUACAGAGGAUUUUAUCACUCUCAAAGAUUGCACUUGAUUUCAGAUGAGUUUAGUUUAGCUGCAUCAAGUUCUGGAGUAGUGCUUGAACAAACUCUGACAACUGUCCUUCAACCAAAUUCUUUUGGAACUAGCUCGAAUUCUUUUGAUGGGUCAAUAGUACAACCUAGCUGGUCUCUUAGCUCAUUGUUUGGAAGGAAAGUUAGUGAAAGAUGUUCUCUUUCCAAGUCUAGUAAUGUGUAUGUCCAUCUUGACAAGAAUUUAGUAUCAAAGUUGAAGACUCUAUGGAAGAAAGAUGGUAUAUCUGAUGAUGUUGAUGUGACCUCUGAAGGUUCAUGGAAAAACCCAAGCUUUGAAAUGUCCAUACCUCCAGCCAGGGUAAUCAAAGAAGUGUAUACCUCAUCCAAAGAGGAGAAAUCUAUUCUAUGUGAAUUUUCAAUUGAAAAUUACAGCCAAUCCAGACCAUUUGAUUUGGGAUUCAGGUGGAAGUUACCUGUACUGUGGUCAAGUCAUUUGGCACCCUUGCAUGCAAGCAGGUUCCUAAUGGGAAGUGGGAAUGAAAGGGGUGCUAUAGCCAUCUCUUUAAAGGCCACAGGAAUGAAUGACAAUACACAAAGUGCUACUAGCAGUGAAGGAAGAUGCUUCUUGCGGGUCAAUAUUUUCCAAGUUGUGCCAUGGUAUGUCAAGGUGUAUUAUCAUACACUUAAAAUUUUUCUGGACGGACAUGCCAAAUCUACAGCAGAUAUUGUUGAGAAAAUGCGAGUUUCACCUUCUGAAGACAAGGUUUCGCCAGGACUAAUGGAAAUUACUCUUAGAUUAGCCUGUGAUGUGAACUCAGCUACAUUGACUCUGGAGUUUGACAAGGGGUUUCUGCACAUUGAUGAAUAUCCUCCUGAUGCUAAUCAGGGGUUUGACAUCCCAUCAGCUGUAAUUAGUUUUCCCGAGUUCAAAACAAGCUUGCAUCUAGUCGAGGAUAGCUCUGCCAACACAUUGCCUAUUUUAUCUAAACUACAGGACGAAAGCCCCGUUCUUUCCUACACAGAAGUAUUACUUGUCCCUUUGACAACACCUGAUUUUAGCAUGCCGUACAAUGUCAUCACAAUUACAUGCACAGUUUUUGCUUUAUACUUCGGGUCGCUGCUCAAUGCACUCCGAAGGCGUGCCGGUGAAGAGGAGCGGUUAUUGAAAAGUAAAGCCUCGAAGGGGACCGGUCGUUUAACUUUGUUAGUAUCCAAAUUGUCUGCUAAAUUGAGGGGAAAACCAUGGAAUCCUCCCAGCCCAGCCUCUUCAUCAUCAUCAUCUUUCUUGAGUUCUAAGCUGAUUAUAAAGGUCAUAAUUAUAGCCUGCAUUGCUGCUGGUUGGCAGUACUUCUCGGAAUGACAUCUUGAGGAGCAGCUAUAAAAUCCAUUUGUGUAAAAUGACAUACAGAACAGCUAUGAAAGCCAUAUCUGUAGAAUGUGCCCAGAGUACCACUGUUUAAAAUGUGACUUCAAUUUUGUACCAUUUAGUUACAGACAUUGACUGCAUGAUUCUACAUUGAGUUGUUAGUAUUUAUUGACUUGAAGAUGCUAACUUUAAAUCAAUAGGCACAUGGAAGAUUGGAUUUGUGUUAAA